Parastagonospora nodorum SN15 is the source of this 126-nucleotide messenger RNA. RefSeq lists its product as hypothetical. NCBI's taxonomy places the organism in Eukaryota, Fungi, Ascomycota, Dothideomycetes, Pleosporales, Phaeosphaeriaceae. The coding region runs from base 1 to 126 and encodes 41 amino acids. The transcript has 2 exons. The record is from RefSeq and is a predicted model, not a curated record.
AUGCUGCAGCCUGGUCCAUCCUACCUUAUGGAGGCAAUUGCGCAGCUCCUUUCCGAGGUCGUCUUGGGCACAGGUUGGGCCACAACUCACUACAACUCACCUUCCGCGUCGCAAUCAUCGAAGUGA